AUUUGUUAUGUAUAAAAAAUAAAACGAUCAUCCAAAAUAACGUUAUAGGAAAUAGAUCGUCGAAGUUUGAGACUUAGGGCUUGCGAGCGAGAGAGAGUGAGAUCUUCAGGAUCGGAGAUGGCGGAUGUUCUGCGGAAGCUAUUGGACGGUGGAAAAUUAUCCGACGAAAAUUGCCGCUUGGUUUUGCGUGGGUUGGGCAAACAAGUCGAUGAGCUGCAUUUAUCCAAAAACAAAGCAGUCGAUGAAUGGUCAUCUGACGAAGAAGAAGAAGUUGACGAAGAAUAUUGUCGCCAAGUAAAGGAAUCUCUGGGUUUCGAUAUCGAUAUGAAUGUUCGUAUACCAGAAUGGGGAAUUGCACCAUAUGAGCUAGGCGAUUAUGAACCACCUAUAGACAUUUCUCUUUAUGGUCGCUUGGGAGUUCAUUGUUUCAACUUUGAGAAGGGCAGGAAUUUACUGGUUAUGCGAAUACCUAAAUACAAUAUUGAGCUUGUUCAAACUAGGGCUUACUAUAUAACAAUGGAGGUGGAAGAUCUUGCUGAUAAUUCGUCGGUUCACAUUUUUCAGACCUUGGUGACAAGAUGUUUUCCCAGGAACAACGCAUCCUUAGUAGUCUUUACCGGAAUCUGCAGACUUAAACCCGAGAUACCAGGUGAAGGAGAUGCUGAUGCUCGGUUGGAUGAGAAAGCAAUAUAUGAGUUUUACAAAGGCUCUAUGCCUGACUUUUUGUCCGAGACAAAACUUGAUGAUAAGCUGAGAUUCUACGAGGUUCAGGAGCAGGAUAUAUGUGAAAAUGAUUGGCUUCGUCUAUAUACCGAAUUUGCACUUUUCUGCUUUUGGUGGUUUAAUGAGGAUGGAUUUAAGUUUAGUUUGCCUGUGGAGAUGAAGAAGAUAAUUGUGGAAACCCGUGAAACUGAUGGAGAACCGUGUCAUAAGCUGAAGUCUGGUAAUGCCAUCUUCUACAUAAACUUCAGGGCCAAGAGCCGUGACUACAGAUCGGUUGUAAGGAGAACAACGGAUGGGAAAACAGGGCAUAUAAUUCUCGAAAUUAAUUGCUGGGACGAUCAACCAAGCCCCGCCUUGACCGCAAAUGCUACCAAAUAAAGGCUUUAAAAACUAAUUUACUCGUUUUCAUCUGUUAAUGUUGCCAAACCUUAUCAUGUCGUUUACUAGUGUACUACUUUCUUAUUCACCUCUUUAUGAAGGCUUAUUUAUGUUAGAUCA
Arabidopsis lyrata subsp. lyrata is the source of this 1221-nucleotide messenger RNA. RefSeq names its product UPF0725 protein At3g44770. NCBI's taxonomy places the organism in Eukaryota, Viridiplantae, Streptophyta, Magnoliopsida, Brassicales, Brassicaceae. The transcript has 6 exons. The record is from RefSeq and is a predicted model, not a curated record. The coding region runs from base 118 to 1101 and encodes 327 amino acids.